AUGGGCGGCGGCCAAACUAUCGCGGACCAGAUACUCAAGACGUUCGCCCUGCCGGACGUCGUCGGCUCCAAGACUAGCUCCAAGAAGCUGAUCAAUUUGCUGAGAGGGCACAAGAAGCCCAUUGCGUACCCAGCCAUGUGCUAUGGACCCGAUUCAGGUGACCCGCGGCUGAAGAACAAUAUUGCGCAAUGGCUCACGACAUUCUAUAAGCCCGCGGACCCGGUAUCCGAAGACCGCAUAUGCAUCUCUGGUGGGGCUUCGCAGAAUCUAGCUUGCCUGCUUCAGGACUUUACAGAUCCGGUGUAUACACGGAAUGUGUGGAUCGUCGCUCCGGCGUAUAUGCUUGCUUUCCGUAUAUUCGAGGAUGCUGGGUUCCACAAAAAGCUGAGGGCCGUGCCUGAGGAUGAGGACGGGAUUGAUAUGGCGUAUCUGAGGAGCCAGAUCAAGCUGAGUGAGGAGAGGGCGAGAUCUGAGAGUAAUAAUGAGCCGCAAUUCAAACCUCCAAGGCCUUCAAAUAAAAUCUACAAACAUGUCAUCUACGCGGUUCCAGGCUUCUCCAAUCCCAGCUCCAAGACUAUGAGUCUAAAGCGUAGAGAGGAGUUGGUACGUUUGGCGCGAGAGUACGAUGCCCUUAUCAUUACAGACGACGUAUAUGACUUCCUGCAAUGGCCGUCAAGUCUCAGUCCUAGUACGCUGUCCAUCGAGAAGGCCGGUUUACCCCGGAUUGUCGACAUCGAUAGAUACCUGGACGGCGGCGCCGAAAGACAUGGCGCAGAUGGCUUCGGUAAUGCAGUCUCAAAUGGAUCGUUUUCCAAGAUCUUCGGCCCUGGUUUGCGUACGGGUUGGUGUGAAGGAACGCCCAAGAUGGCGUAUGGUGUUUCGCAAACAGGAUCCAGCCGUUCGGGCGGAGCACCCAGCCAGCUGACAGCCUGCUUUGUGGCCGAGACACUGGAAACAGGAGAGCUCCAACGCUACGUGUACGACCGACUUCAGCCCACCUACGGCAAUCGGUACCGCCGAAUGGUAGAAGCCAUCAACAAACACCUCAUUCCACUGGGCGUUGACAUUCCCCCAAACCGAUCGCGAGGCGCAGUGGUAGCACAACGCGCAAAGGAAGAAGAGAACCUAGCCGUCGCACAGGGCGAAAUGUUCGAAGUACCCGGCGACACCGGCCAUGAAGGCACGUCAUUCAGCAACGACAUCAGGGUUUGUUUUGCGUGGGAAGAAGAAGAUAUGCUUGCAGAGGGUAUUGAAAGACUCGCCACGGUCAUUAACCGCAUGUUGAAGGAAGAGGCCAAUGGAGGACAGGCAACUCAGAAGGCGGCUGCUCAAGAAGAAGACGCGAAGGGUCUGUGGUGA
Molecule: messenger RNA, 1359 nt
Organism: Alternaria viburni
Lineage: Eukaryota; Fungi; Ascomycota; Dothideomycetes; Pleosporales; Pleosporaceae
Exons: 8
Coding region: 1-1359 (452 amino acids)
Biological process (GO): biosynthetic process
Molecular function (GO): pyridoxal phosphate binding; L-2-aminoadipate:2-oxoglutarate transaminase activity
Source: RefSeq, a predicted model, not a curated record